Ixodes scapularis (black-legged tick) is the source of this 500-nucleotide messenger RNA. RefSeq names its product serine/threonine-protein phosphatase 2A regulatory subunit B'' subunit beta-like. Gene Ontology annotation, biological process: protein dephosphorylation. The transcript is spliced from 2 exons. The record is from RefSeq and is a predicted model, not a curated record. Gene Ontology annotation, molecular function: calcium ion binding; protein phosphatase regulator activity. Gene Ontology annotation, cellular component: protein phosphatase type 2A complex. The coding region runs from base 2 to 442 and encodes 146 amino acids. NCBI's taxonomy places the organism in Eukaryota, Metazoa, Arthropoda, Arachnida, Ixodida, Ixodidae.
CAUGCUGAGCGCCGAAGAGCUCAGAAACUUCCAAGGUGGAGCUUUCACCAACCGCGGUCUCGAGCGGAUCCUCUGCUCGGCGGUCGUCAAGAGGUUCAAUGGGCGUCCGAUGAUGACGCUGCAGGACUUCGUCAUCUUCCACGCCGUCGAGUCCAACAAGGGCCUACCCAAGAGCGUCGAGUUCUGGUUCCACUGCUUGGACUUUGACGGGGACGGCUUCGUCACCGUUUACGACAUGCAAUACCUCUACGAGGACAAGCGGCGCAUCGUCGAGGUCCACUUCCCCUGCUGCGAGUUCGCCGAGGUAGCGCACGAGAUAUUCGAGCGCGUCAAGCCCCGCAAGCCGGAGUUCAUCGCACUCUCGGACCUGAAGCGCUGCGAGCCCAGCGUUGUCUGCAUGAUCGUCAACACGUUUAUGCUCGUACCCAUGACCGUCCGGUAGAUUUGAAAACAAUGAACGCAAGGAGUUGUAAACGUUGAUGGCGCCCAGCUGGCAACCA